AUGGAGAUCACUGCAGCAGCACAAGCAGCUAAUGCACUUCAGUUCAUAUUGGCGCUGCCAGAGGGCUACGACACCAUCGUUGGCGAGCGAGGAGUUCAGUUAUCUGGAGGACAGAAGCAGAGGAUAGCCAUUGCAAGGGCCAUCAUCAAGGAACCAAAGAUCCUUCUGCUUGACGAGGCCACCUCUGCUCUAGAUGCAGAGUCAGAACGGGUGGUUCAAGAUGCACUAGACAAAGUAAUGGUGAACAGAUCUUCCAUCGUCGUUGCGCAUCGUCUCCCAACGAUUCAAGGUGCAGAUUUGAUUGCGGUGAUAAAAAAUGGUGUGAUUGCGGAGAAGGGGAAGCAUGACGAGCUCAUGAGUAGGAAGGACGGGUUGUAUGCAUCACUUGUGACACUGCAUAAUGGUUCGUGUUGA
Nymphaea colorata (pocket water lily) is the source of this 414-nucleotide messenger RNA. Its product is annotated as ABC transporter B family member 9-like. NCBI's taxonomy places the organism in Eukaryota, Viridiplantae, Streptophyta, Magnoliopsida, Nymphaeales, Nymphaeaceae. The record is from RefSeq and is a predicted model, not a curated record. Gene Ontology annotation, molecular function: ATP binding; ATP hydrolysis activity; ATPase-coupled transmembrane transporter activity. The coding region runs from base 1 to 414 and encodes 137 amino acids. The transcript has a single exon.